This is a messenger RNA of Gloeophyllum trabeum ATCC 11539, 3567 nucleotides long. RefSeq lists its product as uncharacterized. The record is from RefSeq and is a predicted model, not a curated record. NCBI's taxonomy places the organism in Eukaryota, Fungi, Basidiomycota, Agaricomycetes, Gloeophyllales, Gloeophyllaceae. The coding region runs from base 1 to 3567 and encodes 1188 amino acids. The transcript is spliced from 6 exons.
AUGCCCUCGUUUCUGACCAAAGUCUUUGGACGUAAUAAGGACGACAAGGAGGCGCAGCGACAAUCCAAGCGCGCUUCAGUGCAGUCGUCUCUACUUGAAGGCAAGUUCGAAGCGGUCUCUCCGACCGUUUCGCCUUCAGCUACCGACUUCGCAGAACGCUCCCAAGAGAAUGAGAAGCUGAAGCAGAAAGAGAAAGAUGGGGGCAUCCAGGGCAUCUUCAGGGCCAAGUCUCGUACAACAUCUCCUACAACCGAGCCCAAGCCGCUUGAGCCACCUCAUUUAUCUUUGAAUUUGCCCGGUCUCAAGGACGAAAGGAGUUCCCGUCCCCUUGGUUCUGUAUUCGACGCCAGCCCAGAUGGCGGCUCCGUCUUGAGCGAGUCUGUAAUCGGGGAGAGAAGGUUGACACCCGCCGAGGCUCUUGUUCUAGUUCGGACUUGCUCGCAAGCGAUCGUAGAAAGAGGGCUCGAGACCCUUGGUAUCAUGCAUCCCCACUGGUACUCUUCAUCACCUGACGUCCAACGUCGACUUAUCUCUCAGUUCAUCCUUUCGUUGAGUUCAGAUUCAACUGUCAACAAUUCCGAUUUCGCCUCAGAAAUCGCCUAUGCUCGUUCGCCGCACGAUGUCGCAGCCGUUCUUCGAUGGGGCUUGAGGCAUCUCAAGAUAGAGGGCGAUUCCUUUGGCACAGAUCGCUCCUGGUACACUAAGUUCUAUGGGGCGGAGAAGGCCGAGUCGUAUCCCCGGUCCGCGUACUCUGAUAAACUCGUCCCUCUGCUCCCAUCUUCCCAUGCUGCACUUCUGUCGGUCACGUUGGACAUCGUAUCAUCUCUUGCUGCACAUGGCGAAGCAAACGGUAUCUCGGGGAGCAAGUUGACUAAGCUCUUGGGAUUGUGGCUGCUGACCGCACGUCGUGCCGAGAACAGCGAUGACUGGAAACAGUUCUAUGCACGGUGGGAAUGGGCGGGCAGAGUGCUCGAGCAUCUGUUCUUGGCUAAAAUACGUGACGAGGCAGUGAAGCAGAGGAUGCCUAAGCGUCUCACUGAACUGGUUACUCAAUAUCCGUACGACAAGACAUCUACGGAUGGAUUGCUGCCCAGACCUAGGUUCUCCACCCGGAGAUAUGAUGCUUUGUUUGUUCAUAUCGAUACUGAGGUGCCUCGGGAGACCAAGAUCGACGCGAAGCAGCACCCACUACAUAUCAUCGCUGACGCUCUGCGCUCCGAGUCUGUUAACGGGGGGAACUUGAACACCCUUUGGGGUGCAAUCAAGACCAGAGCGUCCAAUGGCCAGGAGGCGGGUGAAGGGGAACGGGGGAAGGAUGGCAAUUCUUUGCCCCUCUUGUCGAAUAUUUUGUCGGAUGACAGCAUUCGGCUGUUGUCUCUCGUCCGCCCAGAAGGCUCGAGCCCAGAUGGAUCUACCUCCUCUUUAGGCCUCCUCACACCCGUGAUCCGUGUUAAUGAACCCAAGUCCCGUGCCAGGUCCUCCUCUGCAGGCGGCUUCGAUCAGUCCGGAGAACCGAACGGGAAUGGCCACUACAAGACUAUAUCCGCCUCGACGGGCAAAGCCCACGAGGUGUACGGCAGUACUACGGAUUGGACACAGUUCUCGACCAGCGGGUUCGCAGAGCCCAGUACCGCCCCUAGCCUGGCUUUGACUCUAAUGGACAAGGACGUCGAAGUGACCAAUCCUGACACACGCAAUGUUUCCAGGCGUAAGUCGAAUAGGAGGAAGUCCUCCCCUCCGGAGCGGAAAGAUGCCGCUGCUACCAACGGGAAGACCCCUUCACCAUCUACUCCAUCCAGCCCCGCCAAGCCUCCGAAGGCUUCUAUGGUCAGCUUGGUUCAGCUUGAUGAAGCGUUCAUCGAUUUCUGGAGCGAUGCGCUCACCGAUCCCAUUUCUUCCGAUUGGCCUAAUUUCGUAGUAUGUCAGCUGAAGAGUACGCCGGAGUUCACUGUAGAAGGUGGCAAACCCGUCAAUUGGCUGGUUAUUGAAGAGGCUCUGGUUCAUCCUCCCCCGCCUUCUCCGACGGAGGCCACGCCGCGGGCCUCGUCCCCAAGGCCGUCAUACCAGUCGUCUGGCGGCGGCAGGAAGAGUUCGACCUUCUCCAUUGGCAAGAAGAAGUUCAGUUUGUUUGGUACAAAGGACGUCGAGACCAGUAUUUCCGCUGGUAAGAAGAAGGAGAAGGUGGGCAAACGUGCCAAGGUGGGCGAGAUGGGUGAGGUGUUGCAGGAGGAGGAUGAGAAGGACAGGGAGAAGCACGAAACAGCUGAGCACGGCGCGAAAGUCACGAAUGAAGUAUCUAGCCGUGCUGCCGAAGCCCCUGUUGCUGCCUCUACUAGCUCACAUGGCGUCGAUCUCGCUGCACUCCAUUGGGCAGAAGGAAAGGAGCCAGAAGUUCCGUCCCAGAAGGUAUACGUCCCUGCGGAACAGCUCAACGAAGCUGCGAUUGUGCCAGCCCCUGACGCCGCGUUGGCGACCCCACUCUCGAAUGACGCGAAAGAACUCAUCAUUGAGGAAGAAAGUGCUGAGGGACCAAUGAAAGUUGCCACCGCUCCGGCCGCCAUCGUUCCCGUUGACGCUUCAGGAGACGCAUUGCCGCCUGCACCCGAAAAUGUGGUGACCUCUGGCGCUACGCCUGGUCCUCAACUAGCUCUAGAUACUAGUGAACCAGUUGCCGCUGCCAGCGCGGGAGGUGAAGAAGUUGAUGUUCAGCCGGCCUACGUGGAGAUAUCCCCGGCCAGUGAGGACGUCGCUAGUUCCAAGGUGCACGCGGUGGAGGAGAAGGACGAGCCAGUAGCAGAAGAUGCUGGAAAGCAAGAGGCCGCUAUUCCGACUGAUGAUAUCGGAUUUGAGCAACAUGUGGUUGCAGACGAAGGGGUUUCCCAGCCUAGCGAAGCUGUUGAGAAGCCUGAAGAGCCUGCGGUGCCGGAAGAGGUCGCAGCUGAGGAGCACGCGGUAGCGUCUGCGGCGGUCCACGUUCCGGCUGAACCCGAGGUCGCUCAAGCUGACCAUGAAGGAACGAAAGACGAAGAACCUGCAGCGCCGGUUGAAACUCAGGAUGAAGAGCUCGAAAAGCAAGCUGAACCCGAAGUGCACCAGCAGUCCGCAGAGGAGCUUCCCACCGGCUCCUCGGAGCCCUCUGGCAUAGAUGCUACUGAUAAAGAGCAUACGGACGAUGUUCCAGUGGAAUUCGACCAGCCGUCGUCUACUGCCUUCCCCUCGGAGCCAGUUCCUGCUGUUGACGAAACCUCAGAACUGGAGGUACCCGCAGACAUUGCAGACGAUGCACAUUCUCCCGAGGCUAACAACGAGGUGGAGUCCGAGUCCCUCGAAAGAGCUCCCACCUCUGAGGAUCUCCUCGGAAAACAACCCCGACCUGAAGAUUCACAUGAUAUUCCCGCAGUGGCUGCACAUAUGCCCCCGGAGGGGAGUGAGACCGUCGUGGUCCCCGCGACUUUCGAGAAGGACAUCCUAGAACAGGGCAGUGACUCUUCUUCUAUCGCAUACGAAUCAAGGGCGCCUACAUCCACUCACAAUGUACCGACGCACCCCGCCGAAAGAUCGGCCUGA